Molecule: messenger RNA, 915 nt
Organism: Adineta ricciae
Lineage: Eukaryota; Metazoa; Rotifera; Eurotatoria; Adinetida; Adinetidae
Source: the annotation of a GenBank genome assembly
AUGGAUUUUCCUACAAUUAUUAAUCGCAUAUACUUAUUUGUCAGUUCUUUGAAUUUUACCGUUGCAUUUGGUUUUCUUGCAUUAGCUGCUCUUUACCGACAUCGGUGCUUCAAUUUCCCAACAUUUCUAGCGUGCAAUACUGCGCUAGCUGUGUUGUUGAAUUCUGCUAAUCAUCUAGCAAUAGGUGUGUUUAUGCUUAUUUGGGAUCAAUAUGAGUACUCUACCGUUGAUUCAUUAUGUCCAUUACGUGCAUAUUUUCAUCAUUCUACGAUUGCCUGGAUUCAUCAUUCAUUUAUUCUAUUGGCUGUCGACAGAUAUUGUAAGAUUCGACAAGUGACGUUGCUGAAAAGUCACAUUUCGAAGAUCUGCAUUGUUAUUUGCCAGUGGAUAUUUGAUUUUACUUUCGAUUUACCUGCUUUAGUUACAGGUAACAUGCCAAAACUUGCGACGGAUAACAUCUGCUUUGUAGCGUUGACAAGACUUGAUUUCGUAUUGUACAUGGCUGCAGUAUCGUUCUUAUUAACUGACAUUAGUCUAAGUAUAAUCUAUCGAUUACUAGUAAGACAUAUACGUGAUGCCUCGUCAAAAUUCAAUAGCAACCAACAGGUGCGAAUGCAACGCGACUUGACAGUAGUGCGUCGUAUUGUUUUACUCAAUUCUCAAUUGUUCGUCGUCGGAAUCCCAGUACUGGUUCUUAUCAUUCUAACUAUCAUUCGUGUGGAUCUCUUACCUCAUAAAUUUAUGCGCACUUUACUCGUCAUGUCGAAUUUACCUUAUUCACCCAUGUUGGUUAUCUUGUUAUUACAGACCCCGGAUCUUCGACAAAGUCUCAUCGAGUGUAGGAAUAAAUUAAAGCUUUGUAGAUCAACAAGACUAAUGCCAGUACAAUCGAUAUCACUUUCGGCUACUGCUUAA